Messenger RNA from Striga hermonthica, 1155 nucleotides. Lineage: Eukaryota; Viridiplantae; Streptophyta; Magnoliopsida; Lamiales; Orobanchaceae. The record is from the annotation of a GenBank genome assembly.
AUGGAGGAAGAUCUAUCCUUUAAGCUUGAAUCAUUCCAUAUGUCGAAUAAGGAGGUGGCAAUAAUCUCAAUUGACUUGGAGCCCCCGAAGCCGCCGCCGCAGUCUCCUCCGGCAGCGCUCUUCGCGGCGAAGGUGAUGGACCGAAAGGAGCUGGCCGGCCGGAACAAGGAGGGGCGGGCGAGGACGGAGAAGGAGAUCCUUGAAAUGCUGGAUCACCCAUUUCUGCCGACGCUCUACGCCGCCGUUGACUCGCCCAAGUGGUCGUGCCUCCUCACGGAGUUCUGCCCCGGCGGAGAUCUCCACGUCCUCCGCCAGCGUCAGCCCUGCAAACGCUUCCCGGACUCCGCCGUCAGAUUCUACGCGUCGGAAGUCGUAGUAGCCCUAGAGUACCUCCACAUGCUGGGCGUCGUGUACCGUGACCUCAAGCCCGAGAACGUGCUCGUCCGCUCGGAUGGCCACAUCAUGCUUACCGACUUCGAUCUCUCCCUUAGGUGUGACGACUCAUCCUCGACUCCGGCCCAGCUCAUCCCCACUCAGGGCCAGCCCAACGGGCUUCAAACCAAUGGGCCCAGGCCUGAUGCGCCCGCUUUCAGCCAGGCCUCGUGCAUCCUCCCAAGCUGCAUUGUCCCUGCAAUGUCGUGCUUCCACCCGAGGCGGGCCCGGAGGAAGAAGGCGGGCCGGAGGCACGCGGGGCCAGAGUUCGUGGCCGAGCCUGUGGACGUCCGGUCCAUGUCGUUCGUCGGGACCCACGAGUACCUGGCACCAGAGAUUGUCUCGGGAGAGGGCCACGGGAGCGCGGUCGACUGGUGGACGUUGGGCGUGUUCAUCUUCGAGCUCUUCUAUGGGGUGACCCCAUUUCGCGGGCCCGACCACGAGGUGACUCUGGCGAACAUCGUGGCCCGGGCCCUGGAGUUCCCGAAGGAGCCCGUGAUCCCGGGCCCGGCGAAGGACCUGAUAUCGCAGCUGCUGACAAAGGACCCGGGGAGGCGGCUGGGGUCCACGAUGGGGGCGUCGGCGGUCAAGCACCACCCAUUCUUUCAAGGGGUGAAUUGGGCGCUGUUGAGGUGCGCGUCCCCACCGUACGUGCCUGCGCCCUUCAAUAGGGAUGUUUUGUCUGAUGAGAGCUGUCCGGAUACUCCUGUGGAUUAUUAUUAG